Molecule: messenger RNA, 1606 nt
Organism: Pseudophryne corroboree (corroboree frog)
Lineage: Eukaryota; Metazoa; Chordata; Amphibia; Anura; Myobatrachidae
Gene: PDLIM1
Product: PDZ and LIM domain 1
Exons: 8
Coding region: 218-1381 (387 amino acids)
Biological process (GO): heart development; actin cytoskeleton organization; muscle structure development
Cellular component (GO): adherens junction; stress fiber; Z disc
Molecular function (GO): muscle alpha-actinin binding; actin binding
Source: RefSeq, a predicted model, not a curated record
GAGCCCAAUAGAUCUCUGUAUGCUGCCAGAAGAGGGAAUCUUUCUAACGCUAGGAAGUCUUUGUAUGGCUGGGACACACCACACCCCUAUGUAUGUGCCUGAGGGCUGAGUAAUCAGGAACAGCUCCUGCUUCACAGGAACAUCCACGCUCAGCCUGUGCCUGGAAGGAACCGAUAUACAGUAGGGGAACAUCUAUCUAUAUUCUCUCUCCAGCGUGAUGGCCACGAAACGAAUAGUAAUCGCAGGACCCGCGCCCUGGGGAUUCCGACUAGUCGGCGGGAAAGACUUUGAUCAGCCUUUAACUAUUUCCAGGGUGUCCCCGGGAAGCAAGGCUGCUUUGGCUGAUCUGGCUAUUGGAGAUGUUGUGAUAGCCAUUGAUGGAGAAAACACAGAUGGGAUGACGCAUUUGGAGGCACAAAAUAAAAUAAAGGGCUGUGAGGAUGAAUUGAGCCUCACGAUAACCAGAACCGAGUCUAAAAUCUGGUCACCUCUUGUAUCUGAAGAAGGCAAAACCAACCCAUAUAAAAUGAAUUUGGCAUCUAAUCCUCAGAGACCUGUCAAAUUUCAGCGUGCUUUCAGCAUGACUUACCAGCCACUAAAAUCACCAACAAGCUCCAUCAGCCCCCUGUCACCCUCUGCCAUGUUUAAGGCACCUUUGGCUUCUGUCUAUAACCCUCUUCAGUCAAGUACUUCCCCCAGCACUUUGCAAAGGAGGCACAGCACCUCCUCAAUCCCAUCUCAAGUGCGAGUGGUACCUGAAGAGUUAAAACAAGCCGCACAGAUCUGUCCCAACAGCCCAGUGGAGGUGGAUAUUCCUGGCCUCAGAGUUACGCACAUCCAGUUUAACUCCCCAUUACAGCUCUAUUCCCAGGAUAACAUUAUGGAUACAUUGCAGGGGCAGAUCUCUUCCAUUAACCCAUCUUAUCCCAGUGCAGAAAGACCGCAGCCCACAAACACUCGACAUGUUGACACAGAUUCUGAGGUCUACAAGAUGCUGCAGGAGAAUCAAGAGUCGGACGAGCCCCCAAGACAGUCUGCGUCUUUCUUAGUACUGCAGGAAAUUUUAGAGACCGAUGAGACAGGUGAGAAGCCUUCCGGCUUCCGUAGUGUGAGAGCCCCCGCUAAUAAAGUGGCAGCCUCUGUGGGCAGUGGGCAGAAACUGCCAAUCUGUGAUCACUGUGGAUCUGGCAUUGUGGGCAUCUUUGUUAAGAUUCGUGACAAACCUCGUCACCCCGAAUGCUAUGUGUGCAGUGACUGUGGCAUAAACCUGAAGCAAAAAGGGCACUUUUUUGUGGAAGAAAAGAUGUACUGUGAAAAACAUGCCCGGGAACGUGUGACCCCACCUGAGGGGUACGAUGUGGUUACAGUAUUCCCCAAAUAAACAAUUCUGUUCUUAUCCACUACUGUUUUGAAAACAAUUUGACAUUAUCUAUCCAAUUUUUAUGCUGAGCAAGGCUUCUGUUUACCUAAACUUGAAUGUUUGCAGUAAACGCUUUUCCAGAAAAUACCUGUGGACGAUUUCUACAUGAUGAUAACUUCAAACCAACAUCUGAUGGUUUUUCAUCUUCACUUUUGUUGAUAUUCAAUACAGAAAACCUUUAUUAAA